Molecule: messenger RNA, 462 nt
Organism: Eimeria mitis
Lineage: Eukaryota; Apicomplexa; Conoidasida; Eucoccidiorida; Eimeriidae
Exons: 1
Coding region: 1-462 (153 amino acids)
Source: RefSeq, a predicted model, not a curated record
AUGAUGGGGGCCCCCUUUGGGGGCCCCCACGAGUAUGAUGAGGGGGCCCCCCAGGGGGCCCCCGUGGGUAUGAUGGGGGUGCCCCCAGGGGGCCCCCACAACUAUCAUGGGGGGCCCCCCAGGGGGCCCCCAGGGGGCCCCACGAGUAUCAUGGGGGGGCCCCCCAGGGGGCCCCACGAGUAUGAUGAGGGGGCCCCCCAGGGGGCCCCCGUGGAUAUGAUGAGGGGGCCCCCAGGGGGCCCCCACAAGUAUCAUGGGGGGCCCCCCAGGGGGGCCCCAGGGGGCCCCAUGAGUAUCAUGGGGGGCCCCCCCAGGGGGCCCCACGAGUAUGAUGAGGGAGCCCCCCCGGGGGGCCCCCGUGGGUACGAUGAGGGGGCCCCCCUGGGGGGCCCCCGUGGGUACGAUGAGGGGGCCCCCCCGGGGGGCCCCCAAGGGUAUCGCUGGGGGCCCCCAAGGGUAUGA